Molecule: messenger RNA, 1683 nt
Organism: Phymastichus coffea
Lineage: Eukaryota; Metazoa; Arthropoda; Insecta; Hymenoptera; Eulophidae
Exons: 4
Coding region: 392-1297 (301 amino acids)
Molecular function (GO): acyltransferase activity, transferring groups other than amino-acyl groups
Source: RefSeq, a predicted model, not a curated record
CGCCGUACCGCCCACGAAUAAUAUUGCUCUCUGCCUUAGCAGCGCCGACUCGAAGAGCGCAUUUCUGUCGCGAGUACUCGCGACAAGUUACAGGAGCGUUGUAGCAGCGUACGAACAAACGAAAGCCGCGUCGCACUUACGUUACCUCCGACACUUGGCGUCGUUCCACCGCAACGAUCUACGGGAUAUUUUCGAUAUCACGCGGGUCGCUCGCGAACGUUGUGCCAGAGUCGUCGGCGGACGAAUCAUCGAUCAGGAGGGCCACGCAUGCGUGUGUCAUCGAUCAGCGCUCCAGAUCAGCAGCGAUUAGACCGAGCGAGGCAGUCGUAUUGCCGUCGAGGCUCAUUCGCCCGUGGACGCGGCGAGCGAGUUUAUCGGUAUUUCCAAGCAUAUGGACAUACUACAACGCCUGCCAGUCGACAAGUGGACCGCAUUGAGGGACACUCUGAGACGCGAUUGGCCGAGAUUCGCUUAUUACUAUAAUUUCGUUCACAACUCCAUCAAGUGGAAACUGAAGGAUCCCGCGGUCGACAUUGAAUUCUACUGUCCCGAUGCCAGGGCCGAUGCGGGCGUGUUCGUCAGCAAAUCAAACCACGGGCGGAAAUACGUGAUGCUGUUCUCGUUCGACGAGGCGAGAGAUCUAUUCCGGGGCGUGCUUCGCGAGACGAGCCUGAUCAGCUGGAACGAAAAGUGCGUGCUGUAUUGCGUGCACGACAACGUCAACGAGCUCUUGGACGAGUUUCUCGCCGAGGAGAAAGCCAGGGGACACAUCGCCGAGUACGAGCGCAACGUCAACUUGAGCUUUCUCAUGCCCAGGGACGAGUGUCGUAAGAUAACGGUCGAAGUGCCCAAAGGCUGCGAGCUCAGGCGCAUAGACGAGUCCCACAUCCCGUUGAUCCACUCGCUGUGGCCGCACCGGGACGUCGAUUGCCCGGAGCAGUCGCUCGCGUUUUUGACGACGAUCGGCCGCCUGAACGGGGGCUUCGGGCUGUUCUCGAAGAAGGACAACUCCGUGGCCGCGUGGAUACUGCAGUGCAACUUGGGCGGCUUGGGCAUGUUGCAGACGCUGGACGCUCACCGACGCAAGGGCUAUGGAGCGCUCGUAUCGAUGGCCAUGGCGAAGGACAUUGCCGAGCGCGACGACAUCGACGUUUCCUGCUUCAUAAUCGAUCGCAACUCAGCCUCGCAAAGACUCUUCGCGUCCCUGGGCUUCGUCCACGUGUCGUCGGCCGCGUCCUACUAUUUGAGCCCAAAGACCAUUUCAGAGCCCACGCAUAGCUGCUGCUCGAAUAAAUAGACUGACUCCUGCAUUCCCCUGUGUUCAUAUCGCUAGUCCGGCUUUUCCGCGAGGCAGCCGCCCGAGAGUCGCGCGGAAGAAAGAGAAAAGGAGAAACGGCUCCGGCUGCGCCCAAGGCAGAAAGGAAUCAGGCGCGCAUUCCGUUGCUCUGGUCCCGCAUGCAUCCCUUCGGCAAACAGCAGGCGCGCCGAUCACUGGAAAAGUCCGCGCCGAAGGACGCGGACCAACGAAUGGCGCGAGGCUUUUCCUCGAACUUGGGGCCCCGCCCAGGCGCAGGCCCGGCCAGAGACAAAGAGAAAAGCCCCAAUUCCCGAGAGAGACGGAGAGAGAGAGAGAGAGAGAGAGAGAGAGAGAGAGAGAGAGAGAGAGAGAGAGAGAGAGAGAGA